CAGAAAUCGGUGUUCUCGGAUCUUGUCGGUAAAUUGUGUUGGUCGGUACUAAAAUAAAACUCUGUUAGUUGAAGUCGCAGUUUGUUCUCGUUGCUGCCCACGUUAAACAUGUCGUCUCUGGAAGUUCUUGCUGUGCCUCCAGCCGCAGAAAACCCAGUGAAGAUGGGUAAAACCACGGCAGCAGGCCAGAGGAGAGCUGCUCUUGGAGAGAUUACCAACUUUCCUGGAGCAGCAGUCAACACAAAGAGAACAGCACGAGCCAAAGCACCAGCCAAACCAUCCUGUGCCCAAAAAGCUAAACCCACCGCGGUCCAGGUUGUGCAUCCAGUAGACCAGGUCCAAGCACCCGCAGUUCCUCUCCCUCCAGCCUCAGAGGAGUCGGCCGACGUGUCCAUGAAGGAGGAGGAAGAGGAGCAGCUGUGCCAGGCUUUCUCUGAGGCGCUGCUCACUGUGCAGGACGUCGACGAGGAGGACGGAGACCUGCCGCAGCUCUGCUCACAAUAUGUCAAAGAUAUCUACAACUAUCUGCACGUCCUGGAGGUGCAGCAGGCGGUACGAGCAAACUACAUGCAGGGUUAUGAAAUCACCGAGCGCAUGCGAGCUCUUCUGAUCGACUGGCUGGUCCAGGUUCACUCCAGGUUCCAGCUGCUGCAGGAGACUCUCUACCUCACUGUCGCCGUCCUGGACCGUUUUCUCCAGGUCCAGCCGGUCUCUCGCAGAAAGCUGCAGCUUGUCGGUGUGACCGCCAUGCUGGUGGCCUGUAAAUAUGAGGAGAUGUACGCUCCGGAGGUCGGAGACUUUGCCUACAUCACAGACAACGCGUAUACCAAGUCUCAGAUUCUGGAGAUGGAGCAGGUGGUUUUGAAGAGCCUCAAUUUUCAGCUUGGACGUCCUCUUCCCUUACACUUCCUCAGGCGGGCCUCCAAGGUGGCCAGUUCUGACGUAGAGAGACACACGCUGGCCAAGUAUCUGAUGGAGCUGACCCUCAUCGACUACGACAUGGUGCACUAUCGGCCGUCUGAGAUCGCUGCUGCUUCGCUGUGUCUCUCCCAGCUGCUGCUCGACGGGCUGCCGUGGUCUGCUACACAGCAGCACUACUCGACUUACGACGAGGCGCACCUGAAGCCCAUCAUGCAGCACAUCGCCAAAAACGUUGUGAUGGUAAACGACGGGAAAACCAAGUUCCAGGCUGUGAAGAACAAGUACUCGAGCAGCAAGCUGAUGAAGAUCAGCCUCAUCCCUCAGCUGAAGUCGUCCACCGUCAAACACUUGGCGGCUGCUCUGCUCAACAAUCCCUGAGGCCGACUUCUACAUUUCAUCAGGACGCAUUGCUUGCACUUUAUUUUAGAUUGAUCACUGUGGAGAAACCUCACUAGUUUUAAUAAACUGUUUUUUAUAUUUUUUGAUCCAA
Molecule: messenger RNA, 1411 nt
Organism: Chelmon rostratus (copperband butterflyfish)
Lineage: Eukaryota; Metazoa; Chordata; Actinopteri; Chaetodontiformes; Chaetodontidae
Product: G2/mitotic-specific cyclin-B2-like
Exons: 8
Coding region: 109-1299 (396 amino acids)
Biological process (GO): regulation of cyclin-dependent protein serine/threonine kinase activity; mitotic cell cycle phase transition
Cellular component (GO): nucleus; cytoplasm; cyclin-dependent protein kinase holoenzyme complex
Molecular function (GO): cyclin-dependent protein serine/threonine kinase regulator activity
Source: RefSeq, a predicted model, not a curated record